CACACACACACACACACACACCUCCCUCCACCUCCCUGCUCACUCUCUGCUCAGCUACAAUGUGUGUCGAUGUGCAGCAAGUUUUUCCUCUCAUGGUUUUCAUGCCUCUCUCUUCCUCUCCCACCAUGUGAAGCAUCUGGAUCUGUGCCGCUCGCUUUAACACUGACGUUGCUCGGCGGUGAUGAUGAGCAAGUGAUUUUUGAGGACCCGAUAUGAGACUGAAUGUGGUUGUAACUAUGAUGACGUCAGGGUGGGGGGCCCUCUCCCCUUGUGGACUCGUGUUGGUCAUCAGUUGGUCCUUGUGUCUGUCUCAGCAGCCAAACAUCAAACCUGCAGACUGCAGCAGAAAGGAGCACCCUGUCGUCUCUUACCAAGCACUAAGGUCAUGGGUGUCUGAGUUUUCUCAUCCAGGAGUGAAGGAUUUCUCCCAGUUGGCCGUUGACCUGAGCAGAAAUCAGCUCAUUGURGGAGCAAGAAACUUCCUCUUCCGAGUGAGUUUAAACAACGCCUCACUCAUACAGGUAACAAAAUGGGCACCUGAUGAAGACACAAAACGCUCAUGUCAAAGCAAAGGCAAAUCUGAGGAUGAAUGUCAAAACUACGUCCGUGUUUUGCUGAUGAACGGCAGAACGCUCUUCACAUGUGGGACCAACGCUUUCACACCAGUCUGCAUAACCAGGCAGAUUUCUAACCUCAGUCAGACGGUGGACACAGUGAACGGCGUUGCUCGAUGUCCCUAUGAUCCGCGUCACAACUCCACUGCCAUGAUGACGCAGAGGGGCGAGUUAUAUGCUGCUACGGUGAUCGAUUUCUCUGGACGUGACCCGGUCAUCUAUAGAAGUUUAGGGAACAUGCCACCUCUGAGAACUGCUCAGUACAACUCCAAGUGGCUCAAUGAGCCUCAUUUUGUGUCUGCAUACGAGAUCGGCCGGUUUGCCUACUUCUUCCUGAGGGAAACCGCCGUGGAAAAUGACUGCGGGAAGACGGUGUUCUCCCGAGUGGCACGUGUCUGUAAGAACGACAUGGGCGGACGAUUCCUUUUGGAGGACACCUGGACCACGUUCAUGAAGGCCCGCCUCAACUGCUCACGCUCUGGAGAAAUCCCUUUUUACUACAACGAGCUGCAGAGCACCUUCCACUUACCUGAGCAAGAACUCAUUUACGGCAUCUUCACCACUAACGUGAACAGUUUAUCUGCAUCUGCUGUUUGUGCCUUCAAUCUGAGCUCCAUCACCCUGGCCUUCAAUGGACCCUUUCGGUACCAGGAGAACCCCCGCACUGCAUGGCUCUCCACCCCAAACCCUAUACCCAACUUUCAGUGUGGCACCCUGGAGGAAGACGGCCCCGGGGGAAACCUGACAGAACGCAGUCUUCAGGACGCGCAGCGGCUCUUCCUCAUGAGCGACGUCGUCCAGCCGGUCUCCACCAACCCCCUGCUYACCCAGGAUAACCUGCGCUUCUCCAAACUGGUGGUGGACAUCGUGCAGGGCCGAAACGCUCUCUACCAUGUCAUGUACAUUGGCACCGAGUACGGCACCAUCCUGAAGGCUCUCGCCACCACCAAUAAAAGCCUGAACGGCUGCUUCCUGGAGGAACUGCGGAUCCUUCCUGAGGGGAAAACAGGAACAAUAAAGAGUCUGAAAAUCCUCCACAACGACAGAUCGCUGUUUGUUGGGCUCGACGACAAACUGGUGAAAAUCCCCUUAGAACGCUGCUCCAGAUACCAAGCUGAAGGUGACUGCAUGGAGGCUCGGGACCCUUACUGUGGCUGGGACCUCAAGCAGAAACGCUGCACCACCAUUGAAGGCAGCUCCAACAUGAACCAGUGGACCCAAAACAUCACAGAAUGCCCAGUGAGGAACCUGACGCAGGACGGUGGGUUUGGUCCGUGGGCCCCGUGGCAACCCUGUAACCACGAUGACGGCGAGGGUUACUUUAGCAGCUGCGUGUGUCGAUCCCGCUCCUGCGAUGGACCGGUGGCCAGAUGUGGAGGAGCUGAAUGCAAAGGUCCGACUAUCCAGGUGGCAAACUGUUCCAGAAAUGGAGGCUGGACUCCCUGGUCAUCCUGGGGUCAGUGCAGCAGUAGCUGCAGCAUCGGAUUCGAGGUAAGGCAGCGGUCCUGCAACAACCCCUCACCUCGCCACGGAGGUCGAAUCUGUGUGGGCCAGGGUCGGGAGGAGAGGCUCUGUAACGAGAUGAAGCCUUGUCCCCUGCCUGUGUCGUGGACAGCGUGGAGCCCCUGGGCCCACUGCAGCGCUGAAUGUGGAGGAGGGGUCCAGUCAAGGACUAGAACCUGUCAGAAUGGGAACAGCUGCCCAGGGUGUGCAACGGAGUUUAGGGUCUGUAACCUGGAGAGUUGCCCUGAGGUGCGCCGCAACACCCCCUGGACCCCCUGGAUGCCGGUCAACAUGAGUCAGGAUGGUGCACGGCAGGAGCAGAGGUUCAGGUACACGUGCCGCGCUCCGCUGCACGACCCCCAGCAGAUGCAGCUGGGAAAGAAGAAACUGGAGACCCGUUUCUGCCCAAACGAUGGAUCUGGAGCUUGUCAAACUGACUCUUUGGUUGAAAAUCUAAUUAAGACCAGUGGCAGAGCUUAUUCCCACCCUCAAGGAGCCCGAUGGGGAUCCUGGGAAACAUGGUCCAUCUGUUCCCAGCAGUGUUCCCGAGGCUUUCGAACCAGAAAACGCAGCUGCUCUACGCCUGAGGGCAGGACCAACCCCGGGGCCUGUGCAGGGUCCCCGGUGGAAUAUCAGGACUGCAACAUUCAUCCCUGCUCAGUGAACGGAGGCUGGUCCUGCUGGUCUGCCUGGUCCCAGUGCUCGUCCAGCUGUGGAGGCGGGCACCACCAGCGGACCCGGACGUGCAGCAGCCCGCCCCCUGAGAACGGAGGGGACAUCUGUAUCGGCCUGCACACAGAGGAGGCCCUAUGUAACACACAUCCAUGUGAAGGAUGGGCUGAAUGGACGGACUGGGGAGACUGUGAUGAGGAGGGUCUGCAGCAUCGCACCCGUCGCUGCGGGGACGAACAGGAAGUGGGGACCAACCUCUGUCAGGGCAAUCUCACUCAGUCCAGACCCUGCCAGGCUCAUGAGGUGCCAGUUAUUUUACCAGAGCAGGAGAACCACAGCUGUGGAACAUUCACUUUGUUUCAGUUAGUGGCUGUGGGCUCAGCCAGCUUCUUCGCUGCAGCUCUCCUCUCUGGACUGGCUUUCUCUUACUGCCACCACCUGAACCGUCCAUCAGCAGAGUCCGGGGUCAUCCACCCCAGCACGCCCAACCAUCUCACCUACAACAAGCAGGGCAAUGCCACACCAAAGAACGAGAAAUACAUCCCCAUGGAGUUUAAGACACUCAACAAGAACAAUCUCCAUGUAAACGAUGAGACGUGCAACCACUUCUCCUCCCAGCUGGCCUCCAGUAACAUGUUCACAACCACCUACUACCCUCCAUGUGUGAGCAAAUACGACUUCCAUCCUGACUCUCCCUGCAGGUCCUACAUGCACAGCUGAGAGGAGCCCUUUUAAGUCUCCUCAUCUCCAUGAAGGCUUUCCUUAUUCAACGUGAUGAGUACAAUGGUUUCAAAUGGUCAAAAAGUAAACACCAAAAUGUUUUACGGUUACAUUUUCUGGAAGUCUUGAUCACCCAAACAACUCAAGAUUUAGWUGKUUUUAUUUGCUCAGGAUAUCAGAUUAGCCUAGUCUAAUUUCAGGAUCAGUAUUUUUUAUGUUGCUUAAUCAAUGGACUUUCCAGUUUUUCCAUGUUUGUGUAACAGUUUGUAGAAAGACUCUUUAAGCCACAGUUUAUGCAGUGGUUCAAUAAACAGCUACCAAAAUACAGAAAGAAGGUGGAAAUACAUACAUUACCCACAUAGCAAAAUUUGUCUGGACCAGUUCUGACCCACACAGAUACUGCAGAAAAAUGUCAAGCCCUUCGGUGGCUCAAAUGUGGUUUGCCAAAGGUGUUCCAUGCAUAGGCCAGGACCAUAUAAACCAAACCACAACCUGGCCAGUGUGGCAUGCCAUCUUAAAACCAGUGCAAUUAUUGUCAGACCUUGCCCACAUCUAGUUGACAAACCACUUACAAAGCCAGCAGUGCCUGCUUGACACCAGAUCUGGUCCAUACCUGUCUGCUAUGGKGGGUAUGGUUCCAUCAUGUAAAUGUUUUUGGCUAAAAUCUGUCACUGUGUCACCACCGUUUUUAUUCUGUGAAGUAAAUGUUCAUGGUUUUUACAUUCACUGAAAAUGAAAGUGUAUGGAUUACAUAAUAAAGAGACAAAACAAGAUCAACUUACAGUUCCUUAAAGUUUUCAGACCCCUUUAACUUUUCUACAUUUUUGUCACAUGACAAAAAAUGUCACRCAGCGUGACUAUGUAUUCAUGUUUCAGAUCGUUGUCCUAAUGGAAGGUGAACCUCCAUAAAAUGAAGGUUAAAGUCUGCUGCAGCCUCUAAAAAAAGGCUUGACCUUGGCUAGACAUCAUUAAAAAGCUGGCCUUGACUACAGAGGCUACAUGUUUCUCAAACUUCAAAUCCUUGUCAGAAGUGACACACAAGUUUUAAAAUUGUGGCUUUAUAACCAAAGUUACAGGGAGCAUCAUCACCAAAAAAAAAAA
Messenger RNA from Austrofundulus limnaeus, 4610 nucleotides. RefSeq names its product semaphorin-5B. The transcript has 22 exons. Gene Ontology annotation, cellular component: plasma membrane. Gene Ontology annotation, biological process: axon guidance; positive regulation of cell migration; semaphorin-plexin signaling pathway. Lineage: Eukaryota; Metazoa; Chordata; Actinopteri; Cyprinodontiformes; Rivulidae. The record is from RefSeq and is a predicted model, not a curated record. The coding region runs from base 213 to 3509 and encodes 1098 amino acids. Gene Ontology annotation, molecular function: chemorepellent activity; semaphorin receptor binding.